Molecule: messenger RNA, 3171 nt
Organism: Dryobates pubescens (Downy woodpecker)
Lineage: Eukaryota; Metazoa; Chordata; Aves; Piciformes; Picidae
Gene: IGHMBP2
Product: immunoglobulin mu DNA binding protein 2
Exons: 15
Coding region: 10-2919 (969 amino acids)
Molecular function (GO): ATP binding; ATP hydrolysis activity; DNA binding
Source: RefSeq, a predicted model, not a curated record
GGCCAGGCCAUGGCGGCGGAGGCGGCGGAGCGGCAGCUGCGGCUGCUGCGGGACGAGCGGGAGGCCGAGCUCGCCCAGAGCAGGGCCUGGCAGGAGAGCCUGUCCCUGCAGGAGCUGCAGCACAGGGGAGUCUGCCUGCUGAAGCUGCAGGCUGCCAGCCAGAGGACCGGGCUCUACGGGCGGCUGCUGGUCACCUUCCAGCCCAGGAGCCCUGGGGCCAGCAGCCAGCUGCCCUGCAACAGCUUUGGGGCUGGGGACAUCGUGGGCCUGUACAGCUCCUCUGGGCAGGGGGAGCCCCUCAGCACAGGCAUUGUCACCGAGGUCACCCCCAGGGCUGUGACUGUGGCCUUUGAGGAGGCCCAGGAGGGGCCCAGCCUGGAGCCAGCCUGCUCCUACCGCCUGCUGAAGCUGGCCAACGACGUCACCUACAGCAGGAUGAAGAGGGCUCUGCAGGCGCUGGGGCAGUACCGCACCGGGCCGGCCGCUCGCCUCAUCGACGUCCUCUGCUCUUCUGCUGAGCCCAGGGCAGCCCCUGAGACAGAGCCUCUGAAGUUCUUCAAUGACUCUCUGGAUGCCUCCCAGAGGGAAGCUGUCUCCUUCUCCCUGGCACAGAGGGAGCUUGCCAUCAUCCACGGCCCCCCUGGCACAGGGAAGACCUCCACCCUGCUGGAGAUCAUCCUGCAGGCUGCACAGCAGGGCCUGAAGGUGCUGUGCUGCGCCCCCUCCAACGUGGCCGUGGACAACCUGCUGGAGCGGCUGGGGGGCAGGGGGCUGCCGCUGCUGCGCCUGGGGCACCCUGCGCGGCUGCUGCCGCGGGGCCGCCGGCACUGCCUGGAGGCGCUGCUGGCGCGGGGGGACGCGGCCCCGCUGCUGGCAGACAUCCGCAGGGACAUCGACCGGGCCCUGGCCGGGAGCAGAGCAGCUCAGGACCAGGGGGAGCGGAGCCGCUGCCUCGGGGAGGUGAAGCUGCUGAGGAAGGAGCUGAGGCAGAGGGAGGAAGCUGCCCUGGCUGCAGCCCUCACCCAGGCCAGCGUUGUCCUGGCUACCAAUGCAGGGGCUUCCUCUGAUGGCCCUCUGAAGCUGCUUCCUGAGGACCACUUCGACCUGGUGGUGAUAGAUGAGUGUGCUCAGGCCCUGGAGGCCAGCUGCUGGAUCCCUCUGCUGAAGGCUCCCAAGUGCAUCCUGGCUGGGGACCACAAGCAGCUGCCCCCCACCAUCAUCUCUCACAAGGCGGCGGCGGCGGGGCUGGGCGAGAGCCUGCUGGAGCGGCAGGCGCGGCGCUGGGGCGGCCGGGCGGUGCGGAUGCUGCGGGUGCAGUACCGCAUGCACCAGGCCAUCAUGAGCUGGGCCUCGGCGGAGCUCUACGACGGACAGCUCACCGCACACCCCUGCGUGGCGCAGCACCUGCUCCGGGACCUGCCCGGCGUGGCCUCGACAGAGGAGACCAGCGUGCCCCUGCUGCUGAUCGACACUGCUGGCUGUGGCCUCUUUGAGCUGGAGCUGGAGGAUGAGCAGUCCAAGGGCAAUCCAGGGGAGGUGCAGCUGGCUGGUUUGCACAUCCAGGCCCUGGUGGAAGCUGGUGUGAAGGCCAAAGACAUUGCUGUCAUAGCUCCCUACAACCUGCAGGUGGACAUGCUGAGGGAGCACCUCUGCCACAAGUACCCAGAGCUGGAGGUGAAGUCAGUGGAUGGGUUCCAGGGAAGAGAGAAGGAGGCAGUGGUCCUGUCCCUGGUGAGAUCCAACAAGAAAGGCGAGGUCGGGUUCCUGGCCGAGGAGCGGCGGCUGAACGUGGCCGUGACCCGCGCCCGGCGCCACGUGGCACUGGUGUGCGACAGCCGCACCGCCGGCUGCCAGCCCUUCCUGCAGCGCCUGCUGGCGCACUUCAGCCGGCACGGGGAGGUGCGCUCUGCCUUCCAGUACCUCGACGACGUCGUGCCCCAGAGCUACCCCCGGCAGCGGGGCAGAGCGGCGAAGCCUCCUGCGGCGCCUGGCCCCAAGCCCGCGGGGAGGAAGCUCAAGGCCGCGGCUGCCUCCGAGCCGGCGGCGCCCGGGCCGGAAGCGCCCCGCGGCGCCGGGAGAGGAAGCCCGGGGCCGAGGGACGGCGCCGACCGGCUGCGGGCCAUGCUGGAGGCCUUCCUGGCGAGCGGCGAGGAGCAGCUGGACUGCCCCCCGAGCCUCAGCUCCCACGAGCGGCUGCAGCUGCACCUGCUGGCCGAGGAGCUGGGGCUGCAGCACGCCAGCAGCGGGCAGGGCAGGCAGCGCUACCUGCGCCUCCGCAAGAGCCGCCCCGGCCAGCCCCCGCCGCGCUCCGAGCCCGCCCCCAGCAGCCGACCGCCCCCUCCCCAGCCGCCCGGCGAGGAACCCGCGCUGCCUGCGCCGGGGGGAAGCAGCGAGGCCUCGGUGGACCUGAAAACCCUGCACCUGGAGAGGGUUCCGCGGGAGAAAGCCAGGCAGGAGGAGGCAGCCGGGAAGGCUCCGCAGCCCAGCGCCAGCCUCCGGGGCAGCAGCAGGAGGAAAGACAAAAGUGAAGCCAAAGGGAAGGCAGCAGCGAGGAGCGGCGCAGGCAGCGCGGCAGAGGAGGACAUCGACGCUCUGAUCUCUGCUGCUGUUCGAGCCGACAGCACCUGCGGCUUCGCCCCCUGCAGAGCCAGCGUCACGGUCCUGGGACAGCUCUGCCCCCACUGCCGCCGGCGCUACUGCCUCAGCCACCACAUCCCCGAGGUCCACGGCUGUGGGGAGAAGGCCAAGGCCCAGGCACGGCAGAGGCUCAGCAGAGAAGGGAUCCUGCAGCCUGGGAGUGGCUGCAAGGACAAGGCCCUGGACCCAGCCAGGAGAGCUCAUCUCCAGCAGCGCCUCGACAGGAAGCUCAGCGAGCUGACCAGCCAGAGGAAGGGCAAGAGGAGGGAGAAGGAGAAAUGAGAGCUCCAAACCCUUCCCUUGCAGCCUUGAAGCCCCAGGCCAGGCACCACCCACCAAAGAUGCUGCUGAAGCUCCAGGACUGUGCUGAGCCUGGAGGGGAGCACAGGAGCUCUCCUUUUUGGGUGGCAGAGGUCACUGGGGGUCCCUACAGCACAGAGCUGAGGGAGAGCUGCUUGGUUUGUCCCUGCCACUCUUGCUGCCAAGGUGCUGGAUGGGCACACUGUGCCAGUAAAGCCAGUAUUAAACACCUCA